This is a messenger RNA of Postia placenta MAD-698-R-SB12, 1836 nucleotides long. RefSeq lists its product as hypothetical. The record is from RefSeq and is a predicted model, not a curated record. Bases 1 to 1836 code for a protein of 611 amino acids. Lineage: Eukaryota; Fungi; Basidiomycota; Agaricomycetes; Polyporales; Adustoporiaceae. The transcript is spliced from 3 exons.
AUGCCUGUCCAGAAAUGGCAUGUUGAGAGUUGUUCACAUUCCACGCAGCUCGCAGCGCUCAGGCCCGUAGCAAGCUGGUUUCCCUUCCAGAUUGUGUUCUGUACUCUCAGUCCCGCACAACCUAACUCGCGCGGCCGGAAGCUCCCGGAGGCAUCCGCAGCUAUCCGCAGUCACAGGAGCAACGUAAGGGGAAAUGUUGGAUCAGACGGUGUUGCUCAGGUCAUUUUUCUAUCCUUGGCUGCAGCCGUCACACACCACAGGGCUUCUUAUCAUGCUCUCUCGUCCGGUCCCACUCUAUCCAUCGUAGUCCUCAGCUUCCUGUCCGCCAUUACUGCCACCAUAUCUCUUGCGACGAUCGGUGGCUCGUAUUACAUCAACAGGGUCCCCCGUUCCCCUUGGUCGCAGCUGACCGUCUUUCCAGCCUUGUGGGCGACCGUUUGGGGUGUUGUUGCGAACAUCAGCCCUGUAGGACGGCUCGCUACCUGGAGCCCAGUCGUUGGAUUCGAGGCCUACGAAUGGAUUCGCCCAGUCUUCGGCCAAUUCGGGAUCGACUGGCUCGUGGCGGCGUGGGCUGUGGUCGGUGCGCACACCAUAGGCAACUGGCUGGUCGGCUCAGCCCUCGCCGAGGAUGUUGAGAUCUUUGUCGAAGAAGAGCAGAUCAUUUCCUUCACGUCUGACAACCUUCUUCCACAUCCCCAGCCAGUACGGCCCCGCAAGCGAUCAUCUCUACCAGGUGUAGGCCACGUCCUCGUACUGGCCGGUACACUUGUCUGCCUUGCAGCGCCCUCGUUUGUUAUUUCCUCACUCCCGCUUCCCGCCGUAUCUUCUCUGUCGACUACAAGCCUCGACGUUGCAUGUGCCCUGCCCGAUUUACGGCGGUCUGGCGUUUUGACUGGCGCGCCCGGCUUAAAUGAUUUCAAAAGCGAAAGUAAAAUGCUCGAAAACUCAGCAGACAUCAUCCUUUGGCCAGAAGGGGCUGUACACUUUGAGUCCAGUGCGGAGAAGGAGGCAGCGUUUGAAAAGUUAUCGUCGGGAAUGUCAAACAAGAAGCUAUAUGGCAUCAGCUUUGAGGAGUACACGCUUCGCGAUAUGUCGAAUGGCACACAGAAGGAAGGCAUCCGGAGGAAUGGGUUUGCACUUCUCAGCAAACAAGGGCUCCUAAUGGAAUACUACAAACAGCAUCUCGUUCCAAAAUCAUUCUCUUUGACCGCGUCAUCCGAUCCUCCAGAGAUCUAUACGUGGAACCUUGGGCCCCCGAAAGGUUGGAACAAGACUGCAUGGUCUCCCCAAACGCCCUCCAUGCGGCCAAUUCCACUUACUGCAUCCAUCUGUCUCGACUUCUCUACCUCCGCUUCGUUCAGUUCCCUUGAGGAGCGCCCUGCACUCAUCCUCGCACCUGCACGGACAUGGCAUACCAGCGUCGGGUAUGCCAUGUGGGAACAGGCGAGGGCGCGCGCAGAGGAGCUCGGCAGCGUGGUGCUGUGGUGUGACGGCGGCGCCGGGGGUGUGAGCGGCGUCGCGGGCGGCGGCAUGCGCGAGUUUGUGCAGGUCGGGCAGGGAUCGUGGGUCCGCCAAAUCGGCAUCGCGUGGCCGUUCGACCAGCGCCGCACAUUCUUCUCCCGCGGGGGAGGAUGGGCUGCGGUGGGCGCAGCGUGGGGCAUUGUUGGUGUGGGUGCGGGCGUGGAAAUUCUGGUGCUGAAAUUCUUGGGCGUGGGUGGGGCUGCGAGAAUUGUUGGUAAGAUCCGUACGCUCGCCGCCGCCGCCGGGGCGCUGAGCUUGCGCCGGAAGAGAGAGGAGCAGCAGCCGCUCUUGCCGCAUGACUUGCUGGAGGGCUGA